CGUUGCUGGUGCUGUGUAGGGUCGAAGGAGUCCAAUGGAGACGAGCCAUUCUGUGCGGGAGAUGCAGGCUGUGGAGGAGGAACAUAACAGUGAUGGUGAUGAGGAGGAGAAGGGGUUUGUGGAUGACGCAAAGAGGUUUGAGACGAAUCUUGAAAAGUAUACACAGGACUUGGCUGCACUUAUUGGGUCACCAAAUUUUCAAGAAAUGCUUAAGGAUGUCAUCAAUAAAGAGAAAGACAUAACAGGUCAGAAGUAUGAUGUGUUGAUAAACUCACUUCGGCAAGAAAUGCGGGGGCUGAGCGACGCGAGAGCUCGUGAUGCAGCAGAGAUUAAGCUGCUGCAGACACAGGUGGAGACAUUGAGGAAGGGAGCGGACUUGGAUCGGGGAGGAAAAACAGGAAAUGGAAAUGGUAAUGAUGUGGAAGCCAUAAAGAAUCAGUUAUGGGUUGUGGACAGUGAAAUUCUGUCACUGAAAUCACACAUAGGAGGCGGAGAAAGAGUGGUGAACAAGAAGAGAGUCAGUGGUUCUUUGAGUGGCAAUUCCACAGCACGCAAUGGUAAUGGUGCUGCAGAGGCGGGUCAAGAGAUGGAGGCGAUGAUCGACAAGCUCCGGGGGCAAUUCACACAAUUACGUCAGGAUUUGUUAGCCAAUUUUGACGAGAAAGCGAAAGCCAUGAGACGGAUAGAAGCCGAAAACCAGUUGCUCAAGUCUGGCAAACCUGUGAUAGUUCAGGAAUCGAGCAAUGCGGAGUUGGAAAAAGAGUUGGACAUGCUGAGGGAGGAGGCAUCAAAUCAUGCCAAGGAGAGGCAAGCAUUGAUAACCAUUCUUGAUAUGAAAAUCCGUGCAUUGGUUGAUGGCAUCGGCCGCUCCACUGCUGAGCUGGCACCAGAGUUGCUCAAGAACCCCAAGUUUGCCCGAGAAUUCCAUGCUCUUGAGAAGCUUGUAGCGGCCACGGUCACAGCCAUGCAGGCCGAUGACGAUGGCAAGGAGGAGGAUGGGAAGUCAUGACCAGUGGUUCAGCACCAGAACUCUCCAUCUGCGUCUACGUCCCAUUGAUAUCCCCUCCAGUACCAGCCGCAACGAAGUUUCUCCACCCCAGCCUGCCACAGGGAAUUCCAAACAAUGUCAUGCCGUGUUCCUCAUCAUAUGACUGUACCAGCAUUUUGUGAACAGUAGGUAGUUCAAAGCUUGGGACAGAGAUGUCUCAGACACUGAGAGGAUGUCCCAAUUGUGGUACCACCUGCCUUAUUUAGAUCCAGCACCCAUGCUGACUUCUGAAGUGAGCAAGGUGGCAAGAGUGAAUCAUCCAUGGCUCAGACACUGACAGGAUGUCCCAGUUUUGGGACUACCUACCUCAGGUAGAUCCGGCACCCAUGCUGACUUUUGAGGUGAGCAAGGUGGCAAGGGUGAAUCUUCCUCUCUCCCUCUCUCUCCCCUUUUCUUUUCAGAUUUAAGUUCUGUUUUACCAUGGGUGUGCGGCCCUAUGCAAAGUUCGUAGGCUAUGGUGGUUGUGUUCAGAUGUUUUUGUCUUCUUCUGUAGCAUAAGCAGUAUCCGUGAGUCAGAGACACUGUGGGAACAAAAUGGGCCGUCUUCA
Chara braunii is the source of this 1596-nucleotide messenger RNA. The record is from the annotation of a GenBank genome assembly. Lineage: Eukaryota; Viridiplantae; Streptophyta; Charophyceae; Charales; Characeae.